Molecule: messenger RNA, 630 nt
Organism: Belonocnema kinseyi
Lineage: Eukaryota; Metazoa; Arthropoda; Insecta; Hymenoptera; Cynipidae
Product: 5-hydroxytryptamine receptor 2B-like
Exons: 1
Coding region: 1-630 (209 amino acids)
Biological process (GO): adenylate cyclase-activating adrenergic receptor signaling pathway
Cellular component (GO): membrane
Molecular function (GO): G protein-coupled receptor activity; dopamine neurotransmitter receptor activity, coupled via Gi/Go
Source: RefSeq, a predicted model, not a curated record
AUGGAAACUCCUCCGAAGGAAAUGUUCCAUAGGUCGAUUGGUAAAAACACUAGCAUAUCUAAUAACCUUUGGUAUCUUGAUGAUCCACCUGGAUUUCCGGGUGGUGGAAGACACAGGGUCGUUGAUGACAAUUUCAGUCUCAACUUCUUUCGCAACAAUUCGAAAGAUUUGGAUAUUGAAGUUGAAUGGUUAAACGACCCAGUUCAACCAUUUGUCUCAUCACCUCUAAACAGGAUUACCUCCUUUGUGAUGCCGACGAUGGCAACUGCUGUUGAAAAUUACACUGUCAUGUCGGACCUGUUCGUAUUUGAUGACCUUAAUGAGUAUAUCAGGAGGUUUAAUUUAAGCUCAAACUUGUCGUAUUAUGGUGGAACCAGCUUUAAUUUUAGCAACUGCCGCAAUAAUACGUCAGGUGAUGAGGAAAAAUUAGAGGUUAACAAUUGGUGGGCAUUAAUACUAGUGGUUGUGCCAUGUCUCACUCUUUUCGGUAACGUCCUAGUCAUCCUGGCCGUUACGAGAGAAAAAGCUCUUCAGACGGUUACUAAUUACUUCAUCGUCAGUUUGGCGUUAGCUGAUCUUCUGGUUGCAGUUUUAGUCAUGCCCUUUGCUGUUUAUGUUUUGGUAAGUUGA